AUGUUGCGUUUUCUAGCUGUCUUUCUGACGAUAUCGUAUGUUCCAGCUGAACUUCAGCAGUUUUUCAAGUAUCGGCCGCGAAAACAAGGCUUCGAAUCCAACAACGUACUGUCUGUUCAAGGACUCACUGGUCCUCCUGACAACGUCACUUUUAAAUUUCAAUUAAACGCGUACAACAGUUAUGGCUGCACAAUAAACAGAUUCUUGACAUUUGAAAAUCACUACAACCCAGACGAUGCAAACGACUGUUACUUAGAGGUCCGAAAUGGUAAUGAUUUUUUUGUUCGAUAACUACAGGGUGUUCCAAGAUUUUUGGGGGAAACUAUGUAUAGCAUUUCAAAGCUCUUUAUAGUGUGUUCAAGCUUCACAUAGGGCUAUGUAGAUACAUAUAUAUAUAUAUAUAUUAUGUAUAUACAGUUGUAGCCAGCCUAUGCUAUCAGAGGCACUCCUGUAUAACAUACAAAACUAUAACAAAAAUUCUGCAUAACAGGCAAUUUUUAAAUCUCUUUUUACCACUACGCUUCGUUAUACAUGCGUUCCAUUAAAUAUUACUAUUAUUAUAUGCAAGCCAACUUUAGAUGGGAACCUGCCAGAUUUUAAGGCGUACCGUUUCGAAGAGUAUCUGCAUCCGAAUUCAGAGUUUGAUUUUAAAGUCAAGUUUGUCGGUGAAACUAGUAUUCAAGUAGUAUUAAAUAACAAGGAGUCUAAAGUGUUAGAGCUUAACUAUGAGUACGCAAACAAUUACGGGAUUCAAGCUGCUUUGGAACGAUUAGACGCAUUGGGCGUUAUAGAAGACGUGACGUUGCCAUACUAUAGUGAGGGCGUUUGGGGCUUUGGUGAGUGGCGUCAAAAUUACCGUACCGUUUGCUACGUUUUUGGUCUUUCCGUUAAGAGGCCUUACGGUACAUAAGAUUCUAUCGUACUUUAGCUCCCACUGUAUUAACUCUAUAGUGCAUUUUCUUAUUUCAGGAGAAACUCUUCAAAUCGUGGCGACAGUGGGUGAUAACAGAUGGAACAUAUAUUUGAUGGACGACGACCAAAACAUUGUGGCUUGUUUUAUUUUUAUGCCCACAUUAAAACGAAUUGCAAUGAGUCAUAUGGAGGAAGAAAUCUUUGUGAACCUGGAACGAUGUGCUCUAACUCAACCCAAGCCAAACACGACCUGGGACAUUAGAAUAUCAUUAUUAGAACAAGGCAUUGCAGCGUCGAUUAACGGCGAACAAUGCUGGAAAAUGUUCCAUCAUCGUGUUACGGACAUGCAACACAAAUACCGAGAGCUGUAUAUUCCACUACAGGAAAAACUUUUUUUAAGUAAGCUUCGUGUCAUCAGCUCGGACGAACGAGGUCACGUAUUUUAA
Molecule: messenger RNA, 1358 nt
Organism: Bursaphelenchus okinawaensis
Lineage: Eukaryota; Metazoa; Nematoda; Chromadorea; Rhabditida; Aphelenchoididae
Source: the annotation of a GenBank genome assembly